Molecule: messenger RNA, 25472 nt
Organism: Pocillopora meandrina
Lineage: Eukaryota; Metazoa; Cnidaria; Anthozoa; Scleractinia; Pocilloporidae
Source: the annotation of a GenBank genome assembly
AUUCUGAGGAACAAUGGAAUAUCUAACCUACUCCCAUUUGUUGUUAUCACUGAUUUUGAAGAUCUGAAAGUACUGUAAGUACCGAAAUGACCCUAAAUCUGAUUUAUAACUCACCACAGGGCUCGGGAGUAAGUUUGCUAGUUGGGGAAGGGGACUCAUAGGCAAACGCAUAAUUCUGAUGUAACCAGGUUUCGGGGGGCAUGCUUCACCAGACAACUCCUAGUGCAGUGCAGGGCGAGUUAACCUUACAAGCUCGCAGUAAUUUAUUGAACUGGUCAUAUUUAGGUUAAAGUUAUAAUGGAGGGUGGGGGAAGGAGGCGGGAAUAUGCGAAAAUAAGCGUGUCCGAGAAGACGAAACACCCUCAAAUUAGUUAACCAUAACUGCAUUCCCGGAAAUGAGCGAAGAAGCAAUCAAAAUAAAUUUAUUUUAAAACCCGAGGCACUGUCUCCCGACAAAAACAAACUAGAGCAGAGCCGAUGAGUGAAUCGGUGAGGCCAUUUUUAUUUUUUUUAUCGUAGAUAGAAGGGGUUUGGAAAAUACCCAUCUACGGACGCAAAUGUAUAAAUAAUAGCUGUUCGCAUCUUGGAACGGAAUAUCCGUGCAUAUUUUCACGCAAAAUUGAGGCUUUUGUGUUCAUUACCCUUCGAAUAUUUUGCAAAGCGCGUAAAAAAAAAUUUACGAACAGCUUACAGUUUGUUGUAUGGGAAGCUUUCUUUUAAGAGUUCUCUGGUACGUUUUAAGGUUACCUCUCACCUUCAGAUGCAGAAAAAAUCGUCUUUUCCUUUAUUUGACUUAACUGACUUCAAAUAUUUUACCUAACGUUUCCAACAAAAAAAGUUUUAAAAUCUUCAAAAGCACCUAAGUUUUUUAGGAAAAUGUAAUUUCAAAAAAAAAAGUUAAUAAAUCUGGAAGGUUUCAUAACCUCCUACCUGGUUUUAAUUUUAUUUGCAUAUUUGGCUUACAUCGCGCACUUGACAGAAUUAACAUGUGGAAGCUCUUUGCUUGUGAAAAAAUCUUUGCUCAUGGAAAAAUCAAGAGCAGCAGAAAGUCCUUUGCAAAGAAAGAAAAAACAGGCCCUAAGAAGAAAGAAAGAAUACCAUUAUGUCAAGAGAAGAAAAAAUCCUUGGUGAAAGCGACUGGUACACGCGGAGCUCCACACUGGUGUCCAGAUUUCGAACAAUGACGUGCCGCGAGUUGUUUAUGAACCUUUAAGCUAAAAUCGGGCCUUUGAUUUUAGGAAGAAUACAUGACAUACAUCCACUUUGAGCAAAUUUAUAGGGUAUUUAGAUUUGAUCGAUUUUCGUUAAAUUUCGGCGAAACUUUCCAGGAAUAAUGACAAACAAAAUUGAGUGGGGAGAUUUUGAUAUUUGAAAUAUUUGUCCCGCGACGCCCAUUUACGCAACACGCCUUGCAUAUUUUUAACUACUCCAACUUUAGAUGCCGAUAUCUAGACAACCAAUCAGAAUUUUGGAAAAGGCUGACACAGUUUUAUUGAUUGAUGCCCUAUGAAUAAGAUUGUGCAGCCAUUUUGCUUGUGCUGCGGCACCGAUACCAGAUAAAUUCAAUAGCAGAACCUUCAGUCGUUUAACGCCUUACCAGCCCCUGACACUUCCUAAAAGGAAAACUUGCUUAAAUUAUAUUUUUGUUGUAGACUGGACUUAUUAGGCUUUCUUCUGAUGUAUAUUUUUCUAGGAUUUUAGAGAAACUAACGAGCGUACGAAUUUUUUCCCGAAGGACACCCGUGAAGGUGGGAAGUAACCUUAAUGGCCAAACAAAUAUUUCCGUCCUUCUGCAACAACCAUAAAACGCUUUCUCAUCUUCAAUUUAAGUUUAAACGAAGACUUAUUGUCGUAAAACUGAGGAUUUGAAAAUUGGGGAAAAUCACAUGGGUGAUGUCCUCUGAUAUCACCCAGUUUUAGCGAAUAUUCGGGAUUAUCGGUCACACGAUGUGCUUAGAACAAUCGCGCGCGUUCAAAAAUAUUCGAUAGAUCCUAAGAGCUGAUAUUUGCCGCAAACGACAACCCAUGAACGUUACUGUCUCUAAUUCCAUUGACGAUUUUUCUUCCAUUUGAUCAUGAACAUUACUUUAAGGCCGAAAAGCGACAACUGCUCUAGGAGGUUUUCUCCGUCAUAAUUUGCUUGAUACGAACCAACAUCUGAAAUUUCCAGCUCUUCCCAAAGUCAGCUGCUAACAAUUCCAGCAGAUCUUUUCCGAAGAAUGAGCGUCCAGAAUUUUUAACAUCGGCUAUUAUCAGGAGAAAGAAUAUGAACAUUAACAAAGUUUCAGGAUGCUCGUUGGCUAAUUAAGGACGCGUCAAUUAUCCCAAGCAGUGCAGAAAGUUAAAACUGACAGUAGAAAGUUGAAAUCAAAUAGAUUGAUAGAAGGUUCGCGAAAGCACAACAACAACAAUGGCAGACAGAUUAGGAGGAAGCCACAACGUUUUAAUGUAUGAAUUGUGCGAUCGUAGCAAGAUCUUGAGGGAAUAAUCCGGCUACUCCAGCAACAAAGCAAAUGCAAGCGGCUGAACCAAUGAGCCAUUAACUUUCAAAGUAUCGCCGAGCCUUCGCACAAAAACUAUUUUCAAAUAUAUUUUUUAUCUGCAAUUAGUGUGGAACUCCUUGCGACCUGAAAUGCGGAGUCUUUCAAAUAUGACAACCUUUAGACAUAGCUUAACGAACAACUUCCUAGAAAGUUUUUCAUAUCAACUGAUAACAGAUUAUUUUCUUGGUAAAUUUUUUACUAAGUGGAAUAUUGCUUUGUGUUUCCUCAAUGUAGGGAUCUCCGUGGCAAUUGCAUUACUACUCCUGGCAGUAAAAAGGUAGAACGCAUUCUUGGGCGGCUAUCGAAAGUGUAAGUCUGACUUAAUUGCAUGUUUUGCCAAGAGGACUUGAAAAGUACUUAUUUCCUUAAUUGUAGAGUACGUACUUUAUUUUUCUUUUUUUUUACUUGGCACAACAGAUCUCCCAAGCUUCUAUGUUCCGUUUAAUCCUUUCAGGUCAUGUGAUAAUACUUCAGAGAAAUGUUUCUUUCAAAUUUCCUCUUGUUCAUGAGCAUGUAUACGCAUAAUUUACGAAAGAUAAAUCUGGGAAUUCGCUCGAGACCACGAAUGGGUUAGCAAAACAUACACGCAAAAUAGGUCUAUUUAUGGCUUGUUGUAAGAUACAACAUAUGAAGUAAACGUGCUUGUUUUCCCCUUCCUGCUGUUAUUCGUAGCCUGGUUUAUCCUUAUUUCUGAGUAAGCCGAAGUUUCCCUUUGCUUGUACUCCACAAAAAAGUCUUGGGCUUCUAAAGUCGAAAUGACAAAGGCAUUGAAACGUGUGAAACGGAACCUCGAAGAUUUUUACAAAACAGUUCGUAAACUUGAAAAGACGGGGAAUAUUAUGAUCCUGAUAGCCUUCGUGCAAUGGUUAGUACUUUUGACCGAUACCUAACAAAAAAUUAGCACAAAGGCCCGUUUAUUCGUGACAAAGAGUUGUAGAAAAACCCAACUAUUCUGGCGACAAGCAAAGGAAAGUGGCCGAACUAAUAUGCCAUGACACGAAAAAAACAACAACUGAAGAGGAAUAUCUCGGUCAAUUUGAAAUAAAUCAGGACUCAUUAAUUUUUUAUGGAUUACACAUUGGUUAGAAAUCCUGCGAUUGCCUAUUCAGCUAUCGUGAAUUACAUUUAAAACAAAGACCAUUAACUCAUUGGACGUAAGGUUCUAAAUUGGGGAAUAUUACCUCGGGUAAUAUCGCAGGAUUUUCUCCUGUUUUUGCAAGGGCAUUUUCGGUCACGUGAUCCGUCUUGAGAAGUCACACGCGACCAAAAAUGUUUGGUGAAUUACAAAUAACGGGAACAUAAGUUUUACUAAUAAGCCUACUGUUAAGCAGAACAUGUUUUUGUUGUCCUUUUCGUAACAAACUUUGUUAAGUAAAAUGGUGCCGUGUUUGGUUUUUGUGGGUAGUGCACUGUAAGUACACUAACCACAUUGGCGUCAGUUGUGAAUGACUGAGAGAGUGAGCGAGUGAUUACACUUGGCACGAUGGAUAAACUUUACCUUACAAUCUGAAAGGUCCAUGGUUUGGCCCUACCAGCAUCAAUUUUGUUUCUUUUCUUUUUCUUCUUUCUCUUUCCCUUUUUUCUUUACCUUCUUCUUCAAAAAUAUAUUUUUUGUCGAUCCACCCGAACGUCAGCAUUUAUUGUACAGUAAACGGCAUUUAAAAAGCCAAUUACCAAAGAGCAGUGUUUGUCUUUCCCUCUCCUGCUCCGGAAAUAACAUGCUUCAAUCCUCAAGACAAUAAUUCCUAGAAGUACAUGAUAGAUACCUAAUUCCUUUUCCCCUUCUACAAGUUUUUUUUAAUCACGAACAAACUCAACGUAUCAGCUCUGGUUCAUUCAGUAUACCCAAUAAUGCACACUAAUUCAUUUUAAAUUCAACCUGUCUCCCAUGCUGUAUUACCAAAAUACUCAAGCGUCAAAUUGCGGUAGACCCUACGAAAGAAAAGCAGCAUGCGUACUCUUAAUACACUACCCACAUUGCGGGCCUAUUUUUGAAGGAAUAUGAGAGGGAAGGCAUUUUCGCCAAAUUAAAUUAAGAUGGUUUGUCGUUCGGGGUGGAAUCUUUUGCUUAAAAAAUUUCUAAAUUCAAUUCUCUCUCUACAGUUUAUUGGACAAUAACCCUCUUGAGUGUGACUGUGGAAUAACUCCUUCCCUUUGGACAGCUGAAGUGACUGGCACGUGUGCACAUCCACCUCAUCUGAGGGGAGUUGAGGUUAACACACUUCUCACCAAGGAUUUCAAAUGCAGUCAGUAGGAUUUCCUUCUUUUGCAAACUCGAAUAAUUUAAAGCCGUGCACAAGAACGAAAUGGAAGUGAAGAGACGAGAGCUUCUGCCGGAAAUAUCCAAUACCCUGCUGUCAGUUUCAUUUGAUGGAAAUUUACCUACCGUAUCAUAUUUUCGAUCAUUUUUGCCGGCUAUUUCUAGAUUAGUUUGACUAUCUUUAAUGUAAACCGGCACUUGGGGAUAGAUUUUUAAAUAAGCGUCUUGAGCGGAUUUUCCUUGAGUUGUUUCCUACUUCUUCUACUGAAAAGGAGGAGAAUGCCCUCAAGACCGUGUAUUUGGUAUCUCCGAAGAAAUGUUUAUGUAUAACUGUUCUUCUCAUCACAGUCUGAGUUCCAAAGGAGUUGCAUUACGUUUCGAAAUUUGUCCUCAAAUGGGGUAAAACGUUUAACUCUGUACGACGUCAUUUUGAAAAACAACCCAGUAACAAGCCAUUACGCACGCUUCCCAAACUGUUUCUGCUAUGGAUAUCGCUAAAAAUCGUUUUCGAGUUAAUAAUGCCUUUGCAUUGCUCCUCUUGGAGAGGGAAGGGGACAAUUAUACUUUGCUGAGUCACAGGUAAUAGGCAAGAUUGCUCAGCAACAUUUAAAAUAGCAGGGUCCUUACUCCGAUUCUAAGUAUUUUGAAACGGAAGCUAUUCGUAUAGUUAGAUCGCUAUUCGGAAUCUCAAAACGCGGUCAAAAAAAUGGGGCAGAUAAGUGUUAAAUGUUUUUUCCAGAAUAUUUCUUCUAAAGAUGCUCUAACUUAUUUCUAUUUGCUUUGUUCCUUAAAGCCAAAAGCUGCGAAAGACUUUUCACACAGGGAAGACGCUUGGAUGGUUUUUAUAGAAUACACAAACCUGACACCGCUCAACUUCCAACAAACCUGAACUACAUUUGGGUGUGGUGUGAGAUGGACAUACCUGAUGGUGGAUGGAUCCUGCUUCAAGAGCGUGUCAAUGCGACCUUUAACUUCUUAAGAAACUGGGUUUCUUACGAAAAUGGCUUUGGAAAACCUGGGGUUGGCUACUGGCUCGGAAAUAGAUAUGUGCAUUCCAUAACGUUUAAAAGAAAGUAUGCAUUAAGAAUUGAGUUCCCGGGCUAUUAUAACGAGCACACCGUUACGCUGCUGGCCGAGUAUGACAAUUUUCAAGUGCUAGACCCCUCUACUGGCUAUUUUCUUACAUUAGGAAAGUAUCGAGGUGGUUUGGGUGACGUCCUCUCACUUGUCAACAACUCUGCGUUUUCCACUUGGGAUCACGAUAAUGACGAGGUGAAAGACGAGGAAUGUGCCAAAAGAAAUAAAGGAGCUUGGUGGUAUGGCAAAACUUGCUAUGUACACGACUUGAAUACCAUGCGGGGAUUUUUGAGGAUGAAAAUGAAGGUUAAGGAGCUAUUGGAAGGUAUUGUUCUUUAAUGUACUUCUUUUCAGAGAACCUCUGACCUCUUCCGCCCUCGUUCGUGUCGUGUUGAUCUCUUUGCAACUGUGGGCAUUAUUUUAAAGGAACCCUGAACAUUGUCCCUCGAUUGAAACGAAAACAAACGUAAAUAAUAAAAAACAGAUAGAAACAUACCUUCUUUGAAAACCCAUUGCUUGGCAAGAUAAGACUUCCACUGAAAGAAUGAAUAUCUUAAGUGAAUAGUUCAAAUCUACCUUUUUAGUGCCCGUUUUACAAAACAUAAGACCAUUGAAAAGUGCUUAGGUCCCCAUUUUCUAUCCCCCUGUUUCUCGAAUUAAAAAAUAAGCGUGUCAUUGCAUCUUUAUUGUAGGUGAUAGUAUCUCCUGCCACCCAAGUAUGAACUUGGCUACAGGCGAUCAUAAACUGCAAGUGCCCUGAAGAAAGACAAACUCGCACGGUCACUUUCAAAUUUUCAGCAUCCCCUCGUUAAGCUUUAAGCAGAAUAUAUUCUAAGUCAUGGUUACUGAAAUUAAAAGAAACUCCAUACAUGCUCUGUAACAAUCCUCGUCGGCGGGCCGACCUCUACCAAAAAGAUGCUUUGAGGCAACUUUUUGACAGGGCUCUUUUUAUGAAAAAGUUGACGAUCUCACUUCCAUCAACCAAAACAUCAAUUAAUCAAAACAUUUUGAUUUUAGAGCCUAACAGGAAUUACCGGCCACUUAAAAAAGUCUCACCAUCACCAUUACUAGAAUUCCGUGUAUUUACUUCUUACCUAAGAUCCACAACCCUAACAACCCUUCGAGUCGACCCGUCGUUGCUGCCUACAAUUGUCCCUCUGUACUCAUUUCCAGCUGUUUAGACAAAAUCAUGGCUCUUAUCGUCAAAACUCUCCUAUCAUACGUUAAAGACAGCAAACACGCACUUGAAAUUUUCACCAUAUAUAUUACAUCUCCCCAUUAUUCCCAAUAGCGAAGGUCUCCUGGCUCUCAAACAUUUUUUUGAUCAACGUGCUCUUAAGGAACCUAGCUCUGAAACACUACUCCGCAUAACCGAACUAGUGUUAACACUCAAUUGCAUUUCAUUCGAUGGUAACUAUUGCAAACAAACUAAUGGCGUAGCAGUGGGUACCACAAUAGAACCCAGCUACGCCAAUAUUUUCGUAGUUUUUAUCGAACACUAAUAGGGACCUUAAGCAAACCACGACGGCGACGGCGACGGCAACGAGGACAUGGAAAAACAAAAGAUAUAAUGGGCAGAGCAAUAGCUCAGCACAUGCGUUUGUACAUUUCUGAGCAGUCCUGUGCAAAACAACAACGUGAAAUAACCACAAUUUGCGUCGUCUGCGAACCGAAACCGCGACGACAAAUUAUUUAAAUUUUUAUUUGGAACUCAACGCUUCUUUUAUACGUUAUGCUGAAGUUGAGGUGUGGCGCCGUAUGAGAUGGUAAACACAUGCAGCCAUUUUUGAAAUUCUAAUUAUAGGCUGAAAUUCAUUUUUUUAGUCGAAGUCUUCCUUGGCGUUGCCGUCCUGACUGCUUAAGGUCCCUCAUUUUUCGGUUAAUACAACGGCCUCAAAUCUGAACUCUAUGGCCGUCAAGAAUUCCAUUCCUUUUUAGCAGUUUCUCAGAUUUUGUUUUUUUUUCGACAAAUUUUUGGAAGUUUUUCGAUAAACGUGGCUAUCCUGUAUCUGUCGUUUAAGUGGGCCACCACCGCACCUAACAAAUUGACCGACAGUCAGCACUACAAACGGCACAGUAGUAAAACACCGAUCGCAUUUAAUCCUCACAACCCCGCAGUUAAAUCUAUCAUUCUUGCUGAACUUUAAAUUAUUUUAAAAUGUUCAGAGACUGGUGCUAUUUUUACGCAACCUCCACUAAUUUCAUUCAAACGCGACAAAAACAUGGGAAACUUUUUGGACAGAAGUUCAUUACAAACUAAUGACACACCUGGAACUUUCAAAUGCGUUCGCGCACGAUGCAAAACUUGUCCUUUCAUUCAUAACGUAGAAAAAAUGUCGGGAUCUAAGAAGUCCUUUAAUAUCACUGACCACUGAUCACUUCCUGUGCUCCUCCUCCAAUGUCCUCUGCUGUAUAUCUUGCACUCAUUGCAAAAAGUCAUACAUUGGAGAAAAAGAAAGACGACUAGGUGACCGAUUCCGAGAACACCUUCGCGACGUAGAAAGAAAUGACAAUGACGCAUCCAAACCAGUCGCUAAACAGUUUAAUUUCCUUUCCUAAGCAGCAUAUGAUAGUUUGCGGCCUUUCCUUACAUCUAGGCAGUUCGGAAAGCCGCAAAGCUCUAGAAAAAAAAUUUAUCUAUCAAAUCAGUACUCCUGAUCCCUUUAGUAUCAAUGAACACUUUUAAUUCGUCUAAUUUAUUCUUGUUUUCUCGCUACCAUGUUCCCACUACUAGCGUAGCUCCAUUUUCUGCAUAUUAACACACACAACCCACAAUUCCUCCUUGGGUUUGAACGGAAACCCCAAACAGUGUAGCGAUGUCAAUUACUUUUUCUGCACAAGAUUUGACAAUGUAGCGUUUAUCGACAUUUCCUCCAGAAUCAAAAAUUUUAAAAUUAAAGUAUCCCCUCAACACGGUCAAACUGUGCCCAAAAAGUAAUGACGUAAAAUAUCGAAGGAAAUUUUUGCUUUAAGCGUGUGUUAUUUGUGUUUAGCCCAGCAUAGUUAAAAUAUAAGAAAACCACUCACUACUGAGAGAAAGAAAACGCGCCGCGACAUUAAAAUUAACAAUGUUUAUUUACACAUAUCCUAGAUAGCUGUACUUCGAAAAGAACCCAAAGAAGAAUUGAAUGUGGAUGGCCAAACAUUACAAAAGGGCAGUGCUUGGCUCGUAAUUGCUGCUUUGACAACAGUGUACAUGACGACAAUGCAUUUAAUCGCAGGGUAAUCUGCUUUGUUAAACCUCAUCUUGGUGAGUAUACUUUACGAUAAGUCCUACUCGAUAACACUUAAAAUUUAUUCAGUGAUGGAAGCCGCUAUUUUUUGGUGUUCUUUUGUUUCGAAUUUCAUCACUUUCUGAUUCUUUCAAAACGCGUUUAGUCGUAUUCAGAGUUGAGUCGAGUCUGCUGUUGACUCGACGUCACUAUUGUGUUACUAAUAAACUGAUCUUUUGAAACAGCAUAAACAUUACUUAAAAUUCACAAACCUCUUUAUAUAGCACCAAAUAAUUAGGAAAGUAAAACCUCUAAGCACGAGGAUUAAAGCUUAGGAACUUGUGGGGUUGUGUCAUAAAAAAAAACAUUAAUUACAAAAAUAAUAAAAAAUUGGAGUCCUUAAAGAGUAUUCACCGAGUAUUCUAUUAUAGUUUGAGAGCCAAUGAAAGUAAAGAAGCUCUUUAAAAAGUAGUAAAUGGCUAAAUCUAGAGUCAUUGGCAUUUCCUCUUUCGGUAAAGAUUAUUUAGGAUAAUCUAAUGCAGUUUUAAAAUCCUUUCUCUCCUUCAAGUUUUUCAUGAGCGAAUUGGUUGCUUUCAAGUUAAGAGUAAACGGCUAUUGGAACAUCAAAACCCUCCCUUAGAUUUCUCCAAGACUUGCAGCACCAUAGCGUGGUCACUUGGUCUUAAAUAUUUUGCUUUGCGGAAUGGCAGUGAAUGCCUUGGUGACAAGUAUCUUCCCUCUCUAUUACCUCGACUAAACGCUACGAAAGGAUGUUUUGGAGGUCGUGGAGGACAUAAUGUGUCGGAUGUUUAUCGACUUAACAGUAAGAAAACCUUUGCACUAUAAAAUUUGGGAUUAGAUAUUGGCCAAUUUUUAUUUAUAUCCAUCAGCCAUCAAUUUUUUUACAGAAGUAAUUGUCGACUCAUCUGACAGUCCAUCCAUCAUCCGCCCACCCCGCCCACAAAUAUGAUGUUUAACUUAAACAUUGUAUUCGUGCAGAAGGCUCUCAAUACCACAAACCAUUCAAUGCUAUUGGAGAAACUGAAUCAUUAUGGGAUGUGUGGAAUUAUAAAUGAUUGGCAUGGUUUGCUUUAUAUCUGGUAGGUCGUAGGCAGAUUGCUGAAAUUGGCUCCGAAGACAUAUCUAGAAAGGAAAUAUUACCAUCCGGAGGCCUGAGGGGGUCAUUCAUGCUUUCUGUUGGAGCGCAAAAGCUAUUCAAAUAUCUUGGCGUGCAUCUUUACGAAAUUGGAAAUAUCACAUUUCUCACAUCGCCUCCAAGCGUGUCAAUUUGCAUUAUUGCUCGGUUAAGACCGAUAUUUCGUACCCCUGUAUAUUUCACAGCAUACAUAGGAAUCACUUAUCCAGCCCUGCGUUGGGACGAGCCGACAGAUCUCUCAGAACCAAAAUCAUAUCGUACGUCUUCAGAGACGGGCUCUCCGCCCUAUGCUCUUUGGUGGUUAUAGAUCUCAUGCAACACCUUUCUUCGCCUCCUCCAAGUUACCUCUGAACCUCCUUUAUUUCAAAUCAGUCAGUUAUCUUGAUGUGUGAUGUUUUCAAAAAUUAAUUGCCACCCAGAUAACUUUAAUAUUUAUAUUCAUCCAUAUAAUAAAAGGUCAUUGCCAUGAGAUAAUUUCUUCUUUGAGUAUUCUAGAUUAGGCAAGCAAAGUAAAUCCUUCUCAACAAAUAAAGCGAGAGUCUGCUGGAACAGUCUAUCCGAUGAAAUGCGUCAUUUGUCUAAAGAGAAAUUUGAACAGACACUCGUAAUGUGCUUCUUCAAAACUUCUUUGAGGCAAAUGAUCACAAUGACUUACCUGAUCGUUAGGAAAAUUUCUUGAAAACUCUACUUAUUAUAUUUGUAUUAUAUUUACGUUAUGAAUGAUUUUGCUACUAAAUUUGGCUACGAUAGUUUUAUUUAAAGGAUUUAAUUUCUUGUUUUCCCCUUUCCUAUUCAAAAUCUUAGUCGUUUCAGUAAUCUCGUUUCUCUUCGUUUAAAGAUGUAUAAUAAGUCACACGUAUUUUUUUCGCUUAUCUUUUCGUAAUCGACAGUAAUAACCAACUGUUCAGUUUUUAAUACCCCCUUUUACAGUUAAUUUUUAAAAUACUUGUCAAAUUCUGUAAUGUACUCUCCAUUUUUUGUUUGCCGAAUUCUUGCCAGAUUUAGGUUGAAUAUCCUGUUAUGCAUUAAAACACUGCUCGCCUACACUAGCUGUAGCUAACGUCGAGCAGUGUUUAUCUUUACUUGUAUUUUAAACUUGUAAACUUGUAACUCAAUGCACAGUUUUGACCGAUAAUUGUGUCUUCUGCGAUACGAACAUGUCGCUUUCUGCAUAUGAAAAACAUAAGAUGGUUAGAAAAAAGCUGUUAGUUUUAUUACUGUAUCUUUUUCUCUUGUUUGCUACAUGUACAGUAUUUAUUUCAAGGCCAAGUGGACUUAGAACCAGUAACGUAACCCUUACAAGUGUCCGCUUGGAUUGGAAUGCGGUCCCAGAACGCUUUAUUCUCGGCUACAAAGUUCUUGUGCAAAAUGUCCCUCGCAAUGAGACCCUUCAUUGGAACAAGACCUAUGCUUUCAUCGAAGGUCUCUGGAGCAACACUGAGUACAUCAUAAGUGUAUUUCCAGUUCAUGGCUUGACAGAUGAAAGGCACCUUGUAGGAAAUGGAGCUACCAUCAUCGUUACCACCUUGCGAGAGCCAGGUAAAGGGGUUUGCAGUGCUCACACUGUGUCAAAAGUUGCUGAGAGUUGUGAAAGUCCUCAGAGUUAUUCUCAGAAGUUUUCAAAGGAGGUAGCGUAAAGCAUUUUACCGCUACCUAUUUACUUUCUACCAUUAGCUACUAUCUUUACGCUAAAGCCUUUCAUCCUGAUUUUCGCGAGAUGAUUUUGUCAAAUCUUUUAUCACGUCAUAAUGUGUGGCAAUUUAUUACUUAUCAUGAAAGACAUAUUUUCUUCUGGUCUGCAUGUGUUUCCUGUUUUGAUAAAAUGGUCAUAAAGGGCGGAACAGAUCUCUUUUACAUCCCUAAAUAAUACGUCUGUGAUGUUUCCUUCCAUUGAUAAAUAAGGCAAAUGAAAGGUACUUGCGUAUAUUUAAAAUAGAAAUGUAAGGAAAGGGUCUUCUAAGAAUUUUUUUUUUAACCUUCAGCUCCUUCCCGAGCACCCGACGCCGUUACAGCACAGGCAUUGAACUCCACAAGUCUGGAAGUAAAAUGGAGUCCCUUGCUUGAGGAACAUUUUCGAGGACAGCUUAUUGGUUACUAUAUAACUUAUUUCCGAGCUGAUUUAGAGAAUGAUAUUAAUCAUGUGGAUGUAUAUUUCGCUUCGAAUAGCACCAUUCUCUCAAACCUGACUGCUUACAGCAUUUAUGCCAUUAAUGUGUCUGCCAUGAACCCCGGAGGAAUAGGACCUGCAAAGACGGCUUGGGCCCGCACAGAAGCAGCAGGUAACAAUAAAGUUGAAAAAGUAGAAUUUAAUUCUCCAUCCAAUGCCUCGGUUACCUUCUAUAAAAAAGGAGGUCUUACAUGCAAAAAUUACUGGUGUAAGUUUGGUCCAAGAUUGACGUUUCUUUCUCUUUCAGCUCCUUGGCAAGGUCCUGAGGUGGUUAUCGCACACUAUUCAAGUUCUACGAGUAUGGUUGUGAGAUGGAGUCAACUGCCUAUGAAGCAAUUUCGUGGACAACCCAUUGGUUACAGGAUCGCUUAUUACCCGGUUGAGUUAGAAAGUAAUACUAAUUUUGUGAGUGUGAACUACUCGACAAACACCACAACACUGACGAACCUGACUGUUUAUACCAUUUAUGUCAUUAACGUGUCAGCGGUAAGCUCUGGAGGAAUAGGACCCACGAAGACAGCAAGGGCUCGAACUGACGCAGAAGGUAAGGAGGUGUUGAAAUGGCUGUAGGUGUAGGAAAUCGUGUUGUUGCCAAAGAGGCCUUUCAUGGAAAGAAGAAACACAAAGAGACUUUUACUAGUAAUUUCAUGCCUCUCUGGAGCCCAUGAGGCGAUUUGCUUUCUGGUAAUCUUCUAAAUUUCUAUUACUGUUGAGUUACAUGUAUUGAUCCUAGUAGUAAUUAGGAAAUGUUUUUAUAUUCAACGAGUGCAGAGCGGAAAUUUCGGAAUGCUUUUUGUCAUUUGCAAUCAUCGAAUUUUCAUGUUGGAUUAGAAAAAUUUGUAAAGUUUGCACCUGAUUCAAUAUGUAGACGUCAUCCCAUGCGCUUAUUAACAUAAGCUGCCAUCUUUAAAGACCUCCCCACCAAAUUUAUCAAUUUAUCGUUUUAUUUUCAGCCCCAUUUAAAGCUUCUCAGGUGGUAACUGCGCAUAACUCCAGCUCCACAAGUCUUGUAGUGAAUUGGAGUCACCUGCUGGUGAAAAAAUUUCAAGGAAAACCCAUUGGUUACAAAAUCACCUUUCAUCCGGUUGAAUCAGGGAUUGAUGUUAAUCAUGUGAGCGUAAACUACACGACAAAUAGCACCACCCUGACCAACCUGACUGCUUAUACCAUGUACGUGAUUCGUGUUUCGGCGGUAAGCUCUGGAGGAAUAGGACCUGCAAACACAGUGAAGGCCCGAACAGACUCAGAAGGUACUGUAGAGUCGAUAAUACCUUAUGAAAGCAAAAUAGACUAAAAUAGACUCAGAAUCAUGACAUUACUAAACAGUAUUGUGUAAGGAAAUUCUCACAAAUCUACAUACCUCUUGAGUCUCUUUUUUAUUGAUAAUUUAGAUUAUUUUUACAUUUAUGAACUGAAAGUGUUAAAGUUUUUUCAAAACCUGAACACUGGAGUGCGAGCAUAUUGCACAUUCAAAAGUUCCAGGUAUUUUAAGAUUAAUUUGUCUUCUUUGUUGCAAAAUUUUUUUUUCAAUUGAUCUCAGCUCCUUGUAGGGCUCCUGACUUGGUUAUCGCCUACAAUCUCAGUUCAACGAGUCUUGCAGUAAAAUGGCGUCACCUGUCAGAAAAUUAUUUUCAAGGAGAACCACUCAGUUACAGAAUCAGUUACAACCCAGAUGGUUCAGAGAAUGACAUUAACUUUGUUAGUGCGAAGUACACGUCAAAUACAACAACACUGACCAACCUGACUGUUUAUACGGUAUAUGUCAUCAAUGUAUCAGCAGUCAGCUCCGGGGGAAUAGGACCUGCAAACACAGUUAAGGCCCGAACAGGCGCAGAAGGUAAGAUGGUUUAUAAAUAAGAACUUUCCAAAAAGUAAGCAAAUAGAAAAGAUGCAAGAAUUUAACGCUUGGAUUACAUCCGCGUCAUGCUGGAGAUGACAGUAAUAUAAAUGAUUGUAGCUCCCGUUGUGCUUUUAAGUAAACUGACAGGCACUUAAACAUUCCUCUGAGUCAACUUUUUGUUACCUAAUCCAAAACCCCUCGUAGAGCUCGUAACUUGGUCAACAGGGCAGAAAAACUGACUCUUUACAAUUUUUGCAAGAUCGCAGACUAACCCUAUAGGAAAGAAAAAAAAUUUAUCCACAAUGUUUCUAAUCAGUAUUUUCAAGGGAAAAUUUGGUAACAGCAGUUUUUUUUCUAUUUUCCAGUUCCCUCUGUUGCACCUGGUCAAGUUUUGGUUACUGAACAGAGUUCCACUAGUUUGUAUGUUUCCUGGACCGCUGUUCCUCAAAAACGUCAUCACGGAAAGAUCCACCUGUACAAGAUUUAUAUCAGCCUGGCUAAUCAGCCAAGCAAGUAUAUCAAUACAUAUUUCGUGUUUAAUCUAGUCGAGUACAACAUUAGUGACCUUCAUGUUUACACACUGUACGUCAUUCGUGUUUCGGCGCUGAAUGAGGCAGGAGAGGGACCGAAAAGUAGAGCUGUUACAGCAAGAACGUCCGAAGGCGGUGAGUUUUAUCAUCCCAGGCGGAAAUAGAUAUAUUUUUUUAGAUCUGUCAGUUAUUUAGUAAUACCCAUGUGCAUUGUGUCCAUUCUGUAGUGCCCAGUGCACCCCCGAUGAAUUUAAGUUUGGUUCAUAGCGACUCGUGGUCCAUCGUCGUGGAAUGGAAACCAGUCCCCGUGGGAUAUGAGAAUGGUUUAGUCAAAGGAUACAGGCUGGUUUACAGAGUGAAGGAUUCCGAAAACUCUAUGUCCAUGGCUGAUGACUCCAUCUAUUCCAAUAAUAUUGCUGUUUUUUCUGGGUUGGAAUUUGACACAUUAUACUCAAUCCGAGUGGCUGCUUUCACAAAUGCUGGUUCUGGAAAUUUCUCUGGGGCGAUCGAAGUCAGAACAACAAUGUGUGAGUAAAGCCCCAUCACUUCCACAAUACAGCUCACGAUCAUAUGGUCUAAAAUUUCAAAAGCCUGGCUGUUUUCCUGUCGACUCAUAUAGAUAUGCCGAAGGGGGAACUGGUGACAAAAUCUAGAGGGGUUGGGUGGUUUGCACAUAGGUUAGCUCACAUCUGUUAUGUUUUCAUUGAUUAACUUAUCCUAUAUAUUCAUCGUUUUAUUUUAAUCUUCCAACCUCAUCUUCAACAUUCUUUAAUUUUGUAGUUGACCCAUGCGACGAUAUUUUUUGCUUAAAUGGAGGGACAUGUAUACUGACGCCUGAAUCCUACCUGAAUGCAAGCAAACCUUGCAUAUGCCAAAAACGGUUUUUCGGAAGAUUGUGUGAUACUUAUGUUUCUGGUAAGAACGCGGAAACAACUUUCCAAUUCUAAACUAAGCAUUGUCGAGAGUAUUUUCGCAAAAUCCUUAGCUUUUUCAAUCUUUGUUCCCUAGAGCGUUCAUGUCGAAGUCCGACCGUAGAGCUGCCUAGUUUGUCAUCAAAUAUAACCUCUUCGCUGACUGUACGUCGAGCCAAUCAGCUUGUAAUUUCUUCAAAAGUCAAUCUUGAUUGUGAACUUUUGUAUGAGACAAUAUUUAACUGGGAAGUGUACGAUCUGCAUUCACAAUCUCGGGGACAUCCAUUUCUUUCAAGAUACGGUGGUUCCUCAGAAUUUAUCAUAAAACGAGGCAAGCUACCGGUGGGUGUGUACUUGGUGCGACUGACUGUUAAAAUGGCGGGAACGCAAGUAUUUGGCCUUAGCGAGGGCUACAUCCGGGUCAUUGAAAGCCCAUUAGUUGCGCACAUCUCCGGAGGAACAAAGGUAGAAAGAGGAUUCAAUAAAACCUUGGUGUUCAAUGCUUCCUUGUCACGUGACCCUGAUUCCUCCAAUCCUCCUUACGGUGAGAUGACUACUUUGCUCUGAUCACGAAGUAAUAUCGGAUAUAUUUGCUUUUCUCAAUCUACUGUGGUGGCUAUCUUAUCCAUUCUGAAAUUAACGCUGAUAAUCAAACGUGCUCUCUUAGUUAAGAGCGAGGAUAUUUCAUCAAUAGAAGAUUCGUAUUCCACCAUCAGGCGCACCUGUCUUCCCAUCUCUUUGUUGACCUUCCUCUCAGUUCCAUUUCUUUUUUUCUUUUUUUCUCUCCCUGGUGGUAACGUUUCUAGUCUGUUACUGGUCAUCCUUUCCUCUAAAACGGAACUUUUCAACUAAAUAGGCAAAAAGCUAGUGUAGCAAGAGUACCAUAGGGCUGAGAGGGGGGUAAAUGGGACCUUGACCCAAACCACUCUGCGUUACCCUCUAUUUUUUAGGUCUUCGUUUUACCUGGAUAUGCAGGAAUUCUUCGCAAACAUUUUCCGACGAUCUACUUGAAAUACCCGUGGUCCUGCCAAGGCCCUCAGCAGACAAUCUCGACCGUGGAGGAUGUUUCGGGACUGGAGCAGGGAAUAUAGGCGGCAACCAUUCCAUUGUGAUGAUCGACAGUGGCUUUAUGACAGAGAAUAGUUCCUAUUUCAUAACAGUUGUGGUCGAGAAGCAUCCGAGAAAAGCGUAUUUCACACAGGAAGUGGUUAUUUCUCCAGGAGAUCCUCCGGUAGUCGAGAUAAGGUACGAUCAUGGUAUAUAUAUAUAUAUAUAUAUAUAUAUAUAUAUAUAUAUAUAUAUAUAUAUAUAUAUAUAUAUAUAUAUAUAUAUAUAUAAAAAGGGGGUAACAGAUAACGAAUAUAAUUCAAGGAGGCCCUGCGCCCAUAAUAUAGAUUUUUUUAAUAACUUUGCAGUGAGUGAUAAAUUUACUUAUUAGAAUUCACCAGUAGGAGACGGGAGUUACCUAACUCGGUAGGUGCAUAAAGUUUAUUUCUGUAGUAUCUUUCAUUUAAGCACAUUAGCACAUUCAUUUAAUAUUCUCAUAGUAACUAUAUUUGUCAAAACUAUCACAACCUUUGGAAACAUGAUUUUGCACAUUUUCUGCGGCGUGUACAAGUAAUUUUGAUAAAGUAUUAGCUUGGGUUACAGAGGGCUUUCCUUACCCGGUGAAGAGUCCGUUUUACAGCACGAACGAAGACUUGAAUUCACUGUAAAGACCAAAAAAGUCGAAAUCGAAGUCUCUGUGUGAAUGACCAGAGCUCGUAAGCGAACAUGUUUGAUAGGUAUAUCUUUGUCUAUAUCCUUUUAUAGUGCAUUAUUAAUUUGUUUUGUUCCGUAUCUUAGAUGUGAAGAUAAUUGUGACUCAAAAGUAAAUCCCUCCCGUCGUUUAGCGCUUAAACGACUCUGCGAGGAGCUUGACUGCGGAAGGGGCCUUUCUUAUCAAUGGACUCUUUUUGAGGCUGGUGUGGCAAACAAGUCCAGAUGGAUUCAGGUCAGUGAUUUACGAGAAAAAAUUCGUACACGAUUGACCUCGCCGAGAGUCGUUACAAACCCUGGAGUACUAAAAUCCAAGAUGAUUUAUAAAUUCGUGCUAACUGCUAAACGGCGCGGAGGACAUGCAGGUUACUCGGAGUACCAGUUCGCCACUUACAGCUCCCCUACUGAAGGAAAAUGUGACGUCACCCCUUUGUCUGGAAGAACACUGGAGACUACCUUUACUUUUGCGUGCAGUGGCUGGGAGGAUCCAGAUCAUCCCAUGCAGUAUUCCUUCAUUUAUUUCACCGAUGAUGAUUUUCCCAACGUUGUACAUAAAGGGAUGGAGAGAAGUAAAAAAACAAAGCUUCCCGCUGGAAAAAAGAUAAACAACUUUACAAUCGACUUUCGUGUACGAGUGGCUGACGUAUUCGGAACCUUUAUCGAGGUGAAGACACCUGUUCAGGUACGGAACGAAAGCAUUCAGACAAUUUUAUAUAGAGCCACAUUACUUUGACAGAGAGAAAAUUUGAAACUUUACAUUGCUUUACUGACGAAAGAUGAGAAUCGUGCGUUGAUUUUACGAGCAUGGUGUCUUGCAGUAGUGGUAGAUUUUUGAACAGCAAAUGUUGACCAAUGCUUAUUACCUCUUUGCGAAAAAUGUGGCCACCAUCUUAGUUGGGGAGGUUUGGUGGAGAAACUAAUUUUUGAUGCAUACAGUUAUGGUGGCCCCUGCAGACUGACUCCAGCUCUGAAACCGUUGUAAUGCAGGCUUCACUUACAUACGUGAUGCGAUUCAGUAAUUUGCAGCCCGUCCUCUUAAAGAAUAAAAAGCCAAAACUCAUCAAAACGUGCAGCUUCUUCCCAUUUCUUUUUGAAACAUUUGAUCAAUGAAAUGAUUCUCUUGAUUAAAUUUCCUCUUAUCUAAUAUCAGGUGCUGCAGCUUCAGUUAAACGCAGAAAAGCUUGUGGACCGCGCUGUUCAGUUGACAAUUGGAAACCAGAGUCAGUUGAAUAAAUUACUUCAGUCAGGUGACUUGUCACAGGCUGUUCAGUUAGCCAAAGCAGCCAUUGUGGCUGUUGACGUUGAUGAAAAAAUUCCUCGGGAUAAGCUCAAAGAAAAGAGAAAAGCGGUAAGUACUCAAUAUUGGUUUUCAUGAGCAGCUUCUUAAAAUCUGACGGAAAACUUGCUAAAUAUUUACACAGAACUGUAAAACAACUUAAUGUAAUUAUCCGCAAGUUGAAAAAAACUUGCACCGUAUGAGGACUGUGCAACAAUGUACACCGGAAAGGGUCUGUGAUUUUGGACCGAAAAAACCUCUAUAAGCAAAUGAAAAAUUGUCUCUGGGGUGAAAUGCUGAUCACGACAAGCCUUUCUAGGAGUCAGUGUCAUUCGUAAACGCUAUUUUGUGCAGGUUAAAUCCAGUAUUGUAAAACAACUGUCUGCUGUACAAGUGGAGACUGUGGAGAGAAUACGACAGACAUCCAAGGUUAUAGCCGAGGCCCUCUCGGUUGUUAGCGAAGUUACAGCAGAAGCACAGGUAAAUUUUUCUACGCACCUAUUUUUUUCACAAACAUUACUAGUUCGAGGGGAAAGACCAUAAAGCUUUGAAGUGAAAUUUUCUAAUCAACUUUCAAAGCUCAAUUUUGACCUGGGGAAGGUGGAGUCCUCCUUGAAUGAUAGUUUGUGAAAUCUAGAUGAACACGUAAUGUGAUAAUGAACUCGUAAUGUGAUAAAGAACACGUAAUGUGAUAAUGAACUCGUAAUGUGAUAAAGAACACGUAAUGUGAUAAUGAACUUUCAGAGAACAGCAGCAGAUGCCCUUCAGUCGAUGACUACAGUUUUGAAAGAAGAAUCCUCAGCAGGGAAAAGUUACGAGGCGCUUUUAGGCGGUGCAAGAAGUCUUGCUGCUGGUCUCGGUGGCAUGCUCAAGGUGUCUUCAUACUGGGCAAGAGAAUACGAGUUAAGAGACACCCACCAGGUGGAUUCGGCCAAUGUACACCGCCAACGAAAAAGCCUUCGUUCUUUAGACCUUGCUUUCCAACAAAGAUCAAAGCAAUACGUUGCAGCUGAGCUGCUAAAAGCGAAGAAUGAGGUAUAACAGUGCGACGCUUAUUAUGGACGGAAUUGGUUUGCUCUACAGCUUUAGAGGCAGCGGGCCCCUGCUGGGUCACAAAAAAGCGGUUGUAGUUGUUGUUCAUUGUGUAAGGGAGGGAGUGGGGAGACUAAGGGCUUCCCAAAUUAAUGUGCUUUUUCCUUGCAAUCAGCUUAUAUGCAGCCCUAAUGAAACUUAAUCCACAGACCAGUCCAUUCAUAAAGUAACCAAGUCAUUUUCAGAGAGUUACCUCACAGGUUCAAUCACUUCAAUAACUCCCUGAAUUGUAUCAAAAUUUUAAUAUAUGUUUUGAAAAUUAAAUUAAAUUAGCAAUCGCAGCUUCAGUCAGCUGUCUUUAAGAUUUAUUACUCUACUUUAUAGUCAAGAGGACGAGCUCUGGGCCUUUUACAGUCGCUGAAAAAUGUUGGAAAAACCAUCUUGUCUCGAACCUUAGUCGGUGAGAAGCCAAUAGAGCUUUCAUCCCAGCCUGUGUCUCUACUUAUUUUCCGAGAGGAGCCUCGUUUGUUCUCAGGAUCUGUUUUAUCCAACCAAGACUACAGCUUCGUGCUUCCUUCAGAUUCAAACGUGUUUGGCAAUAGUACAUUGUUUGUGGAUAGCCAGGUAUGGAAAUGACGUCAUCUGUUCUUUGACUAAUUUGCAACAUGUAGGCAGUCAGUCCUUUUCUUUUCCCGCCUUAGUCUCAACAGGUUAUAGAUAUCAAGUAGAAAAUAGAUUUUGUGUUAAGAAUCAACGAAAAAGCCGCUUUUUAAUUAUUUGCAUUAAGUGCACAUGUUGUUUACCAGAACGUUCUCAUGUCAGCAGAAGAUCAGAGUAAUAGUAACAGCCUCUUAAGGCUUUCCUCCAGAAUAAUUUUUCAAUUAUUUUAUGAAUCAAGGUAUCUAGGUUGAAAGUUUACUUUAUGUGGAAAAGAUAGAUUAGUGGGCCACAUUUCACAAUUCCGUCUUUAUUUCAGAUGAUCACAACAAGUUUUGUAUCUUACUCGUGGCAUCCUUCAGCGGCGAGGUUGACGAGUGGAGUUGCCAGCCUUGAAUUUAAAAGCAGCUCUGGGCAUCUCUCAAAUGUGACAGAACUGAUAACGCCCAUGACUAUCAAAUUGCGCAAUAAUUACAAUUUAAUUGACACCUCUCGAUCAUACUCCAUUGGUGCUCGUGAGACUGUGUUCCACAAGGUAAACGUCACUCACCUAGGGAUAACUCUGAUACUGAAGGUUCGUCCAGAAAAUAACAAAACAGAAUUGUUUGUGUCUCUUAAGUUUGGGAAACGACCCACUGCUAAUAACAGUGAUAUGAACGUCACCGUCCCUAACUUCUCAACUUGCCCUCAGAUGUCGUCUGGUUAUGUCAACUGCUCAACUGAUCCGUAUAAGGUACUCGUAGACACUAAACUCAUCAAAAAGACAGGCAUUUACUUUAUUGGAAUACAAAUCAAGUCAAAGGGUCCUUCUAGGAAGAGGCGGUGCUUAGGGCAAAGACGGUCAAAACGCACAUGUAUGCAAUAUAAAGAAGUGCCUGCAGCAGAUGAUACUAAAGCAAGGCAGUCUCCACACAAUCGAAUCUUUAGAAAACGCGAUGAAAAUUACACCAUCCAAGUGAUGCCAGCUGCCUGUCUCUAUUGGAAUACCGCAAUGUCUAAAUGGACAUUUGAUGGAUGUAAGGUAAGUGAGCAUUGUUGUUCAGUGUCAAUGUUAUCUAACCAUUUGGUUAAUCAAAUCAAGUGCGAAACUAAGUUCAUACAGACAGUUUAGUGUUUUCUUAUUGACAAUGGUUUGUACUAUGAACAGGUGGCUGAAACAACAACCAUGGACAUGAUUCACUGCCACUGCAACCAUUUGACUGCAUUUGGAGGUGAAUUGUUUGUGGCACCAAACCUCAUCGAUUUUGACAAAGUAUCCAUUGAAUUACAACGCAUCCCAGAGACCGGAAACGUAGCUGUAAUUAUAACAGUGAGCUGUGUGUUUGGACUUUACUUAAUGCUUAUACUGUGGGUUCGGAAGGCUGACCAGGAAGAUGCUUUGAAGGUAGGAGUCAGUAUGUUUCUCAAGGAGUAGAUGAUGACCUUUUUCUACAUCUUUUAAAUGUGUUUAAAUAAAAAUCAUCAAAUCAUCAAACAACGUUCGCGUUGUCGUUCAUUGCAGAUCGGCGAUAAACCAUUUUUGGGAUCUUUAUCACCCUGGUGUUGUCGAUACGAGAUUGAAAUAUCUACAGGCAUUUGGUUUGAUUCUGGUACCAGUGCUAAGGUGUAUCUAGUGCUUGAAGGCGAAAUGGACUCCAGUCGACCUUAUCAUUUAAAGAGCAAUUCCUUCAUUCCAUUUGCAAGAGGAAGCUUAACGUGUUUUACCCUCUCGGUUCCGAGUAAUGUUGGCCCCUUACGGAGAGUGCGCGUGUGGCAUGACAACUCUGGUGAAAGCCCCUCCUGGUAUUUAAACACAAUCAAGAUUUACGACGCGUUCAGUCAGGAGCUUAAGACUUUUACCUGUCACAAGUGGUUAGCUGUUGAGAAGGGAGACGGAUUAGUAGAUCGCACUCUUGCUGCUGAUUCAACUGCCGGGAAGCGAAAGAAUUUCUGGGAAUGUUGCCGGAGUACGGUGGCCGGAAAACUCGUUAAUGGGCAUCUGUGGCUUUCUGUCGCAACCAGACCACCAAGUAGACGCUUCACUCGCGUGCAGCGUUUGUCUUGCUGCCUGUCACUUCUGUUGACCACAAUGUUGGCCAGUGCCAUGUUCUAUCAGUUUGUUCCUGGGCACGUUCAGCAACAGCGUACAUUUAGAUUGGGCCCUCUGGUCCUAAAUUUGCGACAACUAAUUAUUGCAUUGGAGAGCGUUGUUGUAGUUUUGCCCGUAAAUUUGAUAAUAGUAGGAAUCUUCAGUCACGUGGCGACCAAUUUCGACACACCAGGGCAACAUCAACGAAGAUACAAGGUCAGAGAAAGGUUCAGCAUCCACAAGGUCACCGAGAAACAUCGAUACCGAAGAAGCCCUCACAUAACUCUACCGUAUUGCUUUGUUUACUUGGCCUGGUUCCUGUGUUUCAUCUCUUCAGCUGCAUCAGCGACUUUUAUUAUCCUAUACAGUUUACAUUGGGGUAAAGAGACAAGCGAGGAAUGGCUUAUCUCCAUUGCUAUGUCCUUGUUUGUGGAAAUAUUUGUUUCAGAACCGGUAAAGAUCGUCGUCGUGGCUUUAUUUUUGUCUUACUUUUGUCAGUCGGACGCUGACGAACUUGCUCAAACUCCCGGAACAGGGGUACAUUUAGAUGAAAUUACCUUUGCUGACGGCCAAAAGGAAGAUGAACACGACGAAAAAAUUGCCUCACCAAAGCCCCUGAGCAAGAAAGAAUUGCGCCGUGCGAAGAUCUGUCGAAUGCGAGAGCUGCGUAUAUACAAGGCGAUACAGAAGAUAGUCUGCUAUUUUCUAUACCUUUUGAUUUUGAUAAUCAUGUGUUAUGGAGGUCGGAGUCGGUACAGUUAUUCUCUGAAAUUUUCACUGGAGCAAAAAUUUGGAGAGGUGAAUAUGCUGCUUGCAUUUUCAAUUUUAGCGCGAAAUGUGGUAAAAAUUGAAUCGCUGUCAACUUAUAGUAUCUUUGUGUUGAUUGUCAGGAAGGGAAUGAGUUCAUAAUAACUGUACACUGAACUGAUUGAUUUUCUUUGAAUUUCCAGUUAUGUAGAUUGUCUUUUUUUAACAAUGUAUUGCUUCAUUAGAUCUUGACUCUCGAGAACAUGUGGCAGUGGCUUCAAGACGUUUUGUUAACAGGAAUUUACCAGGACGAUGAGGACUUGGCAUUUUCAAAUUCUACUACGUUCACUGGAGAGGGUGAUGCAGUCCUUGUUGGGAUGCCCCGCCUUAGACAGCUAAGAGUGAAAAAAGGUGCGAACACAUAUAUAUCUAUUAUAUUUCAGCAGGAUGACUGGCAGUAAAAUAUGAACAAAGAUUAAAUUGUAUUAGUAUCACUGAUUAAUCAAACGGAGCACCUCAAUUUAUUUCUGAAGACAAAUCAAAAGUCUAAUUGCUAUUAGACACAGUUCACCCUGCGUUUUUCCUUUUUAUAACAGUUUACUGCAAAACUGCAUCAUCCCAGUAUUUUUUAAAAUUAAAAAGUGCUGUAAACCGUUAAGAUUUACUUUUUUACUUUUGUUUCUUUUAGAUUCAUGUCGUGUCGUUAAGGAAGCGAAAUCUCUAUUCAACUCUUGCAUCGCGUCAUAUUCACUAGAAGCUGAAGAUAAAACGGAGUUAUAUCAGCCGGGAUGGCUUCCACUUUUAUCUUCACUAAAUAUCUCAACUGAAACAUUGGACAAGGUCUGCCCCAGACCCUGGCGUUAUUCUACAGCAGAGAAAACCGAAAGCUUACCCUUCUGGGGAAGACUUUAUCCUCUUUAUAGUCAGGGUGGUUACCUAGCAGAGCUAGGCUACGACAGAAAGUCUGCCACGAAGGUCAUUUCUGAGCUGAACAUGUUGAAAUGGUUUGACAAGUACACUAGUACUGUAUUGAUUGAAUUUGUAGUUUUCAACCCUCAUGUCAGUCUGUUUAGUGCAGUUUGGAUACCGGUGGAGUUCUCGCCAUCUGGCUAUGUGGCUUCUGGUCAAGUGAUUCACCCACUUCACGUGUACAACGUUGGAGCUAGCUACAGUGUUGUUCACCUUGUUUGUCAGAUAUUGUUCAUGUUGUUUAUUGUUUACUUUGUCUUCAAAGAAACCAAAGAGAUGAUUCAACAACCAAAACACUACUUCCGUCGAUUUCUGAAUAGCAUUGAAGCGGUUCAGAUCUUUGUAGCAAUUUCCUUUGCAGUCGUUCAUAUCUUUAAAGAGGUAGAACUCUCUGUUAGCACGACUAAACUUCAUGAAAAUGUCUUCCAGUUUAUAAGCUUUGACAGAGCAGUUUUACUCGAUGAUAUGGAGACAGCAUUUUUGGCUUUAUUAAUGUUUUUCAACACUUUGAAGUUGCUGUAUUUGUUCAGAUUUAAUAGUCAUCUUAAACGUUUGUCUGAUGUCACGAAGGCGUCUUUCCUGGAACUCGUAAACUGCUCAAUAGGAUUUUACGUCUUCAUGUUCGCCUUCACUCAUUUCGGAUUCAUUCAAUUUGGAAGGGAGGUGGAGGACUAUUCCUCACUGUCUAGUGCUUUCCAGUCCCUUCUCAUCCAGGGAGUCUUGAGCGACGGGGCUGAAUAUCUGCAAUAUUGUCAUGAUGUCAUUGGUCCUCUUUUCUUCAUAGUUUUCAACAUGUGUCUGCAAGUGAUAUGGGUUAACGUCUUCAUCGCCAUCCUUAUUUAUAAUUACCGAACCGUUACGCAGUUCUCCAGAGGAAGAUUUAGCUUUGGGAAAUUUAUGAUGAGGAAAAUCAAAGAGACACUGCAAUGCAUAGGAGACGGGAAACCACCUCAUACCGGACCGGGCAACAACAGGAAGAAAAGGGUGCACUGGAAAAACGAAAACGAUUCUGUUGAACUGGGUAACAACAACGACGACAUCGGUAGAAGUGAAAGUGCAAAUGGCAAGACCCAGAGUCCUCCUUUGAAGGAGUUAGACAAGUGCAUCACCCUGAUGAGUCUAAAGUUCAAUGACCUCUACAUUGACGAGUUUAUUGAAGACAUUGAGGACAUCGAAUUAUUGAACUGGUGGGCGGACGCUUGCGCGUGUAGAAGGAAUGUGUCUGAGAAGAAGAGGGCUGGUACCUUAUCAGACGAAGUUGUAAAAGCG